AUGUGUGGGAGGCUGCGGGGAGAAGAUAGAAGCAGUGAGAUAGAGUUCAGGGACUCAUGCGAAACGGCAGGAGCACCGAUGCUUUGGUGCAGGUCGACCUUCGUCACACACUUCAGUGGAGAUGACUGUCAGAUCUUUCCGACACAGCAGAAGCUUUUUGACUUCAUAGACGCACGUGGGGAGGAGCAGCGCGAGGCGCAUGAUGCGGCACCACCAGCAAAGUGGUUGCCGUUUGGCAUCGAGUUUCCCUCAGAGGAGGAGGUGACGCGCGAGUUGGCGUCGCGGGCGCUCCGUGCAUCAACGGCAGCGUACCCCACCCCGUGCGGUGGGGGGGAUGCUGGUGGCAGACUGUUCCGCAAGCGCGCGUCCAGGAGAAGUGGUGGGGAUGCUCGGAAGACGGAGGACACGGCCGAGACUUCAUCUGCAGCGAAACGGCGGUGUCGGGCAGUGCUCCGGGAAGACUACGCGGUGCUGUACGGUGCCACGCCGCUUUCCUCGCAGACGCGAAUGUUUCUUGCGGUCACCGUCGCUGGUUUAACGCGCGUAAUGCGUGAAAUUGAGCCACUGCAGCAGCACCUGUACGAAUUGAUACGCGAGGGAUCGCCGUGUCACCUGUACUUUGAUGUCGAGCGCGAGAGGGACUACUCUGCGUGGCGCCGCGUUGUAAACCUUGUAGAUGCUGAUGCCGACGCUGCUGCGGAAUGGGGGGUGGCAGAUAGUGUCAUGGAUGAGUGCCGCGGCGCAGCGAAGUACAUGGCCGCGUUGUCGACCGCUGUGUGGCUACCACCGCGGUGUUGUGCGUGGAACUGUCGCCUGCGCGCUGACAACGGUCAGACGACGACGGUGCUGCUUGCAGAGCUUCGCAGGUUUCUGUGCAACGCGUACCCUGCAUUGAUAAUCACACCUGACUUGGAGAAGCAUCGGGGCUGCGAGGGCGAGGACGGUCGCUCGCGUCCUCCGGAGGAGGACAACACGGCACCCCCGCUAGGGCCUGGUGUGGAGGUGAUGAUAAUGCGCUCUGUGAACGCAGGUGAAACCGAAGGAGGCCAGGCUGGGAAGUUCUCGCAGCACUACGUGGUAAAGAUUGAGGGUCAGUGGUUCAACAGUAACGCCGACGUUGGGCGGCUCGUGGGGCAGUUCGUGGACUACUUAUACGAGCGGGCGAGGACAGUCCCUCGUGUGCACGUUGCACUCUUCUACCACGACGCGCCGAAGGAGUUUGCCGUCCUACCGCCUGCCGAGCCCUCGCAGCAUUUGCCGUUUCUCCCACUUCGGUGUGUUAUUGACACCGCCGUGUACAGUCGAAAUCGCAUGCUGCGCUGCCUUGGGAGUUGCAAGCUACACAAGCGAAGUAUCCUCGCGGUGGAGCGGUAUGUUUCCGCUAACGGCUCCACUGGAACAGGUACGACGAUGGUGGAUGCAGUGGCGCUCUUGGACUCCCUUGUGACCCUGCAGGUGGGGCACCGUGAUGUCAUUUCGAUUCUGCCCACAGCCGCCGGCACAGUUGGAGCAGUGAUACCAGCUGAGGGCCGCGUGUGCGGCGGUGCGGGGACUGAGUUACUGCGGAAUGUCGAUAUCACGCAGUAUGACGCCUUGGCGCGGCACGUUGCACAAGAGUGGAGCGCCGUAGGUGGGGCGCUGUGUCGAGUUAGUAGCGUGCGUCAACGCGGCGAGCGAUACCUGCUGCUGCUGCUUGAGGGUUCACGCUACUGCGGCAAUGUGAGACGGCAGCACCUCUCGAACAAUGUUUACGUCACCGUCGAUUUACAGCAGCAUGUGUGGGCGCAGAAGUGUUUUGACCCGGAUUGUGCCUCGUAUAGGUCUGCGCCGCGGGUGAUCCCUGCCGCGGUGUUGCCCACAGACAGGCAUGACUGGACGAAUGAAACACAAACAGCGGCUCUCGCGUCCCACGCCUUGCUGCGGACAACCUUUAAGCCACCAUGA
Messenger RNA from Trypanosoma rangeli, 1944 nucleotides. RefSeq names its product coiled-coil domain-containing protein 111. The transcript has a single exon. The record is from RefSeq and is a predicted model, not a curated record. Gene Ontology annotation, cellular component: nucleus; mitochondrial matrix. NCBI's taxonomy places the organism in Eukaryota, Euglenozoa, Kinetoplastea, Trypanosomatida, Trypanosomatidae. Gene Ontology annotation, biological process: mitochondrial DNA replication; response to UV; replication fork processing. Gene Ontology annotation, molecular function: chromatin binding; DNA-directed DNA polymerase activity. The coding region runs from base 1 to 1944 and encodes 647 amino acids.